GCGCAGGUCCUCCGCGGUCGUCGCGAGUUGAAGCUUAGGCGCACGCGAACGAGCACACUGGAGCACACGGAACCCGUUCGCAGCAACGUUCGUCGCGGACGACGCGAAGAGCGACGUGGGGCCGUGAGGCGUCAGGCGAGAGGGCAGGCGUUCACGGGCCGGAGCUUCGAGCGCGCGCGAGACUACGAUAAUCGAUCGCGGGCGUCGGAUAAGUCGGACAAACCGAGUGGCGUCGCGACGCACGGCACAGUGCACACAGCGUGCUCACGCUCGGCGCUCUCGCCGCUUCCGCGGAACGUAUCGUCGUCGUCGUCGUCGGUGCUCGGAGCCAGUAUGGCCGUAGGACCUCAGCUGUUUUCACGUCACUGCCUUCUUCGUAUCUGAGAGACAAACGAGAGAGAAAAUUAUCGCCAGCACCGCCAGCUGGCUUGAUCCGACGUUAAGUUAAAAAGGGAAGAAGAGGAAAAAAAAUAGAGAAAAUGUCGUCGGUUAAGGUGGCGGUGAGGGUACGGCCCUUCAACUACCGCGAGAUCAGUCGUCAGGCACAAUGUAUCAUAGAAAUGACGGGGAGUACUACUUCCAUAGUGAAUCCGAAAGCUACACCAGGAAGCAAAGAAGCAGUCAAGAGCUUCAACUAUGACUAUUCCUACUUUUCUAUGGAUCCAAAUGAUGACAACUACUCAACUCAGCUUAUGGUUUACAAGGAUAUCGGUGAAGAAAUGUUGGAACAUGCUUUCGAAGGCUAUAACGUUUGCAUAUUUGCAUACGGGCAAACUGGCGCCGGUAAAUCUUACACCAUGAUGGGCAAGCAGGAAGAAGGGCAGGAGGGAAUAAUACCACAGAUUUGCAAGGAUCUGUUUAGCAAAAUCAGCUAUACGUCUAAUGAGCGAUUGAAGUAUUCGGUAGAAGUGAGUUAUAUGGAAAUAUAUUGCGAAAGGGUACGCGAUCUGUUAAAUCCGAAAAACAGAGGAAAUCUUCGAGUAAGGGAACACCCUCUCUACGGACCCUAUGUCGAAGAUCUUUCCAAGCUAGCCGUAUUGUCGUACGAAGACAUUCACGAUCUCAUAGACGAGGGUAACAAGGCCAGGACUGUCGCAGCAACCAACAUGAACGAAACAUCUAGCAGAUCGCACGCAGUUUUCACGAUAUUCUUUACGCAGCAGCAACAGGACAGUGCUACUGGUUUGAUGACGGAAAAAGUUAGUAAAAUAUCGCUGGUCGAUCUGGCCGGAUCCGAGAGAGCUGAUUCGACGGGUGCGAAAGGGACACGAUUGAAAGAAGGAGCCAACAUUAACAAGAGUUUGACGACUCUCGGGAAAGUUAUCAGUGCCCUGGCCGAAAUUGUAGCGACGAAAAAGAAGAAGAAAGCCGAUUUUAUACCGUACAGAGACUCCGUUUUAACAUGGUUGUUGCGAGAGAACUUGGGCGGAAACUCGAAAACUGCUAUGAUCGCGGCAGUUAGUCCCGCCGACAUCAAUUACGAUGAGACGCUUUCAACCUUACGAUACGCGGACAGAGCGAAACAAAUCGUCUGCAAAGCCGUGGUCAAUGAGGACGCAAAUGCCAGACUUAUCAGAGAACUCAAGGAGGAGAUACAGAAACUGCGGGAGCUUCUGAAGCAGGAGGGCAUCGACGUACAAGAAGGGCCAGAUGGCAAAGUUACAUACGAAAAGAAAGAACCUAGGGACGAAAUUAUCAGAACGAACAAGCGGAACGAGGAGGACACCAAGGAGACUCGUUCGAGGAUUUCUUCUCAUACCACAUCCACUAUUGCUGAAGAGGCGGUCGAACAAUUGCAAGCGUCCGAAAAAUUAAUCGCAGAAUUGAAUGAAACAUGGGAGGAGAAGCUGAAGCGAACCGAAUCGAUCCGCCUGCAACGCGAGGCAGUAUUCGCUGAAAUGGGGGUCGCCGUGAAAGAGGAUGGCGUCACGGUCGGUGUCUUCUCUCCUAAGAAGACACCGCAUUUAGUGAAUCUAAACGAGGAUCCUCUCAUGUCGGAGUGUCUGAUCUAUUACAUCAAGGACGGAUUCACGCGCAUCGGUAGCGCCGAGGCGCACGUGCCCCAGGAUAUCCAGUUGUGUGGCCCGCACAUACUUAGGGAGCACUGCGUUUUUGAGAACCACGAGGGAAUUAUAACUCUUAUACCGAAAAACGGAGCCUUGAUUUACGUCAAUGGUCGCGAGGUAACCGAGCCACUUAUCCUAACGACCGGCUCCCGUGUUAUCCUGGGAAAAAGCCAUGUUUUCCGAUUUAACCACCCAGAUCAAGUACGCGAACGGAUAGCGAAUGGAUCCCCGGCGGAAACUCCCGGCAAUAACGAACCAUUAGCGGACUGGAAUUUCGCGCAGGUCGAGCUAUUAGAAAAGCAGGGUAUCGAUCUAAAGGUUGAAAUGGAGAAGAGACUGCUCGUACUGGAGGAACAGUUCCGUAAAGAGAAGGAAGAAGCUGAUCAACUGUUUGAAGAGCAGCGAAAGAGCUACGAAGCACGGAUAGACGCGCUACAGAGGCAAGUGGAGGAACAAAGUAUGACAAUGUCCAUGUAUAGCAGUUAUACGCCGGAGGACUUCAAUAACAUCGAGGAAGAUAUUUUCGUCAACCCAUUGUUUGACGCAGAGAGCAACUGGACGGAGAGAGAGUUUCAACUGGCCGCUUGGGCCUUUCGCAAGUGGAAAUAUCAUCAAUUCACGAGUUUACGAGACGAUCUUUGGGGCAACGCGAUAUUCCUUAAAGAGGCUAAUGCUAUAUCCGUUGAACUAAAAAAGAAGGUUCAAUUCCAAUUUACUUUACUCACGGACACUCUUUAUUCACCUCUACCUCCGGAUCUUUUACCCAUUAUGGACGAAGAAGAGGAGGAUGAAAGACCGUUCCCGCGCACGAUUGUUGCCGUUGAGGUUCAAGAUACGAAAAAUGGUGCUACGCAUUACUGGACAUUGGACAAGCUAAGACAGCGCUUGGAGCUGAUGCGACACGUGUACAACGAGGACUCGAGCCCCAGCACUCCGGAGGCCAAAGAGGAUAUUUUCCAAUGCCUUACAGUCUACUCUAAUCCGAAGUUCUCGCUCGCAAAUCUUUUGCCUUCGAGGCAAAGGCUGGAGUUGAUGCGCGAGAUGUAUCACAACGAGGCCGAGCUCUCACCUACGUCUCCGGAUUUCAAUAUCGAAUCCAUCACAGGAGGUGAUCCGUUUUAUGACCGAUUUCCGUGGUUCCGCAUGGUCGGCAGAGCUUUCGUGUAUCUGAGCAACCUCAUGUACCCGGUGCCACUAAUCCACAAGGUAGCCAUCGUGAACGAAAAGGGCGACGUCAAGGGUUACUUGCGAGUCGCCGUACAGGCCGUAGUUGAAGAGGAAAACAGUGAAUACUCAAGUGGCGUUAGACAAUCAGCGCGAAUCUCCUUCGAGGAUGACUUGUUCGGCGGGCACAAACACAACAAACGCAGCUCGCUUCUGGCUCAGACUUUGGAAAAGAAUCGGCAGAUCAUGCUGCACGAGGAGCGCGUGGUCGAAGGGCACAACGAGAUCAAUCAGAAGGACAUGAAGGACGAGGACGACAUGGGAGAUGCCGACAGCGGCAGGGGCGACAGCUCGGUCUCGAGCGACAUGAAGGAGGAAGAGCUGCCGGAUCACUUGCAACCCGGUGCGGAAUUCACUUUCAGGGUAACGGUCCUACAAGCUAUGGGUAUCUCCACGGAAUACGCUGACAUUUUCUGUCAGUUCAACUUCCUGCAUCGACAUGACGAAGCUUUCUCGACGGAACCGGUAAAGAACACCGGCAAGGGUAAUCCACCCGGAUUUUAUCACGUACAGAACAUUACAGUGACGGUUACCAAAUCCUUCUUGGAAUAUCUGAAGACUCAACCCAUCGUCUUCGAAGUGUUCGGCCAUUAUCAGCAACAUCCGUUGCACAAGGACGCGAAACUGGAAUACAGCGUACGACAGCCACCGAAGAGGAUGCUUCCGCCAUCCAUACCGAUCAGCCAACCAGUCCGUUCGCCGAAAUUUGGAAGCGUCCUGCCGUCUCCUAGCACGUCGCAUGUGCACGCCAAAUACGACGUGCUAGUAUGGUUCGAGAUCUGCGAGUUGGCACCGAACGGCGAAUACGUGCCGUCGGUGGUGGACCACAGCGACGAUCUGCCGUGUCGUGGACUAUUCUUGCUCCAUCAGGGCAUACAACGGCGUAUACGAAUCACCAUUGUGCACGAACCGGCUUCCGAAUUGAGAUGGAAGGACGUGCGCGAGCUCGUGGUCGGCCGCAUUCGGAACACCCCGGAACCCGAGGAAGAGGACAACGAUUCGUCUGUGCUUUCGCUGGGCCUGUUCCCCGGCGAGUAUCUCGAGAUUCCCGGCGACGAUCGAACCAUGUUCAGAUUCGAAGCGGCCUGGGAUAGCUCCCUGCACAACUCGGCUCUGCUCAAUCGCGUCACGUCUUACGGAGAGCAAAUCUUUAUGACCAUCUCCGCGUAUCUCGAGCUGGAGAAUUGUGGAAGACCUGCGAUUAUCACGAAAGAUCUGAGCAUGAUCAUCUACGGAAGAGAUGCAAGAGUCGGGCCACGCUCACUUAAGCACCUGUUCAGCGGCACAUAUCGCAACCAGGAAGCGAAUCGACUCAGCGGCGUCUACGAAUUGGUGCUGCGUCGUUCUUCGGAAGCAGGUAGCCCAGGAGUUCAAAGACGUCAACGUCGCGUUUUGGACACGAGCUCCACGUACGUCAGGGGCGAGGAGAAUCUGCACGGAUGGAGACCACGCGGAGACAGUCUUAUAUUUGAUCAUCAAUGGGAGCUCGAGAAGUUGACGAGGCUGGAGGAAGUGGAGAGAGUGCGGCACACAUUGUUGUUACGGGAGAAGCUCGGCAUUGACAAAGUACCGUUCUGCAAUAAACCUCUGCACGAUUUUACAAAGAGCGAAAAGGAUGUGUGUAAUAUGGUGGCGAAGGCUACGAACGAGCCACACGCCAGCCCGGUGAAGCUGAAACGUUCGACGAGUAAAGACGUUUACGAACCCUGGGAGAUGACCGAGAAGGAGCGUGAAUUAGCGACCAAGUACAUUAAACUCAUCCAGGGAAGAAUCCCGAGCAAGGAGCCGAUUAUGCUCACCGAUGUUUCGCCCGGGGAAGACACCAUAACCGAUCUAUCCGCGUCUAUGAUGUCCUCGGUCAUAUCGUCCUCAUCUCAAGAGUCAGUAUAUGCGAGAGCUAGCGAUUUGUUAGAGCAGGCUGCUGGUAUAAUAAUAUGGAGCAGGUCUAAGUCGUGCCUCCUUAGGUUGAGCUCACCGGAGAGGGCUAGACUGCAAGAGCUCCAGGAGAGUAUAUUGGCGAGCGAGUCGGCUAAUCAGACCUGCACUGUCGCGCCCCCGCCGCUCGGAUCAUCCUCGCCGUCGAAGGAGAACCUGGUGCUGUACGUGCCGGAAGUGGAGGAAAUACGUAUUAGUCCGGUCAUCGCGCGGAAGGGCUACUUGAACGUUCUCGAGCACAAGACCAACGGCUGGAAGAAACGCUGGGUGGCUGUCCGCCGACCGUACGUUCUCAUUUUCCGUGAGGAGAAAGAUCCCGUUGAAAGGGCAUUAAUUAAUUUAGCUACGGCUCAAGUUGAAUACUCCGAAGAUCAGCUGGCCAUGGUGAAAGUGCCGAAUACCUUCAGCGUCGUCACCAAGCACAGGGGAUACUUGCUGCAAACUUUAGGGGAUAAGGAGGUCUACGACUGGCUGUAUGCGAUUAAUCCUCUCCUAGCUGGUCAAAUUAGGUCAAAACUCGCCCGUAAAAGUCCGGCUGCCCUGAAUCUAAGUAACGGCGCGCCGAUUGGCAUGACACCGCAGCUGGAGCAGCAGAGCAAUCAGACCAAGUGAGUGGUCGACACUAUGGCCGGGGUAACGAGUGCAAUAGCGAAGGCGUCGGAAAAAAUUAUGUGUUGGUCACACUCGGCCUUAGAGUCCCAAGACUUCUGUAACUUUCGAUUUCCGCUAGUCUUUGAUUGACCAGACAGUGGCGAAGCUGUCCCUUGAGACUACUCCACGAUCGGCGGCAUAUAAUAUCGACGUUUUACUUUACACAGCGUCCCCUUAGCACGUUACAGGGCAAUCAGAGCGGGGAAAAAAAUGAAAGGAAGGAAGAUAGUGCUCGUCUUUCGAAGAAGUUACAAAUGCGCGUACAAAUGCAUUCGGUUACACCGUACUGGGAAAAAAAAUGCGUUCGUUUUCGAGUCUCUCCGUACAUUUCGAAUCCGCAUUCGAAGUGCUCCCCACGUCGACGAGACACGAGGUCGCGCGCGCACGAGCGCGCGAAUGUUUUCAUUGAACUUUUAUUUCCGUGAUACGUAUGUCGUAAUUACGCGAUACUCCUUACGUGACGUAUGAGGGAGAUAGCAAAUGCAUUUAUGCCUAAUAAACAUAUUCCUAAGACGAUCACUGAAAAUCGGGAUAAGGAAUACAUGUUAUAGAUAUAUCUGUAGAAGAGGAAGUAUGCAAGAGAAAGCGAGAAAGAGAGAGAGAAAGAGAGAGAAAACGAAAUAAACGAGAGACAAGAAGAAUAUUAGUAAUUUCAUACGCAAGCUUAACGAUCGCUUAGUACACAGAAAGAUUAUUACAACGGAGAAAAAAAAGAGCGUUAACAUUUUGUAAGAUGAUUCGAGCAAAUCGUUAAGACUCGUUUAAGAUAGUACUCUGUCUAAGCAUUUUAGUAUCGUGACGAUCGUUUAAAAAAGUAGAGACGAUUUUCUAUGAGGAUUACAUUCCCAUUUUUCGUUUACCAAUCGUUUUCUUUUACUCGAUCAAGCAGAUUAGACACGUAUACCUAUACUGACUAUCCGAUUUCCGUAUGAAAGGUCCUAUACGCUGCCGUACACGCAAUCGAUCGGCCGAGUCGCUCGAUGAAGAUUUUACCUUCUUAAUUAGAGAUUCAAGUAAUUUCGGUUGCAGCGCACGUAUACUGUAAGAUAGGAUAAUAUUGCUCUAAAGUAACGACGCUAACUUUGCAUCGGAAUGCAAAAAAGAUUCGAAUACCAUUUAAGGUGUGAAAUCUAAGAGGCAACGAAAGUGGGAGAUAGGAAUCGCUACUUCUUGACUCGCAGAAUACUUUCUUUUAACGUAGUUCGAAACGUUUUUUCGCACUGCAUCGCUAUUAUCCUCGAUAUAGGGUAAUUUUAUCCUGUCUUAAGAUAUCUGCAAAUCCUACAUAUUUUUUUAGUACUUGGCAGCUACUGUUUUACUAUAUAAAUAGAUUAAAGAGUUUUAAAGCAAAGCGAUACAAAAAAACAAGAGUCCUUAAGAACAGAUUGAAUACACAAUAACUUAACAUUUGUAACUCUCUGUUUCUAAGAAUUUUUGUCCAAAAAUAAUGUAGAAAUCUUGCAACGAGAUAAUAACAAUUCGUACGAAACUUGGUUACAAUUCUAAUGCAGCAUUAUGAUAUGUAUAACUGUAUUUUUCUUCUUCACUCUUCAAGACAAAAGUCGUGCACGAUUUUUACGAAUCAUAACGGGAUUUUAAGUUGUUAUCAUUGUUGCGAGAUUACAUGGAGAAAAUAAUUCCGACAAGAGAGCGGAAAAAUAAUGCAAAAACUUAUAAAAACUUCUUCGAAACACGAAUAAAUACGCAAUGUAGUCGGCAAGCAAGCGGCAUGUCCAGACGACGUAAGAAAUUUUUCUAUUUGUAAUCGACCGAGAUCCACAUUGAUACGAAGCUGGGACGAAGCUUUGGGGUUUUCGCACUUGGUAUCUCACAGUAUGCGAAAUAGAUAAAAUUACGCUAAUCUAUGGAUAUAGACGCCACACUCUGACACAUCGUGUUUUCAUGUCUACUUUUAGAGCUUAAGCAGCGCUCCUCGAAGACGUUCGCCGCGCAAUGCGGCACGGACGUAUGUACCCGCGACGAAUGUGCGUCGACGAACGUAACUGAUGACUUCGUCUAACGAGGAAAUAUUCAAUUUGGGAUCACCGGGUUCUUGACGAACAAUUUAUUCACUUGUAGCAAAUGAACAAAAUUGGAAUUAUAUGACAAAACUUAUUUUUUUCAGAAUAUGAAGUUACAGCUAGAGUUGGUACAGAAAGAAUUCAAUUCUCGUUCGAUCCAAUUCUUUUUUCGAAGCAGAACGAUCUGUUUUCCCAGUUUAUAGUUCAACGAUCUGAAAUUGAUAGCUUCCUCGCAAGAUGGUAGACGAUUGCGUUGUUCCGAGGCUUUUACUAACUUCUCUUACGUGUAACAAAUUUCGGAUAACAGGUGCGGCAUUAUAAAAUACAUGUGUCUACUGUGCACCUCACAUGGAGAACAUCUCAACGUCUUUGAUAUUAAUUCACGAUACACGUGAUUGCGCGGAGUGUCCAAAUGCGGCAUGUAGUCAAAAAGGACUCGUUCUCUUGAUAUAUAUUACGUAUAUAAUAGCAUUCCAUGACGGUCGACAUCAGUCGACAUGUAGUACUGAGACAUUUCACGCACAGCAAAAACCCGAUUUGUUUAGCUCCAUCCCAUGCCGUCUAGUACGUUCCCCAUUGCUCAGAUAGUUUAUCGAAAAACGAAUUUAGUAAAAGCGUUUACUACCAAUUCUCUCGGCAGAAUGCCAGCAGAAAUAUAACAGAAACUGCUAACGGAACAUAAUAGCGGAUUGACUGCAGAAACCGAGUGCAAUUUCAUAGUCAUUUAUAUAUAUAUAUAUAUAUAUAUAUAUAUAUAUAUAUAUAUAUAUAUAUAUGUUCGAAUUAACUCGUUAUAAAAUGGCAGAGUUUACUCGGUUUUUGCUGGCAAAUUGCUAUCAUUCUGUUAGCAGAUUCUAUCGAUUACAUUGGUAGACUCUAUUAGCGGAACACGAGCUUAUCGCGGACACAAUUAAUGUCAAUUUGCCAAAGUUUCCCACUCGAAUCUACUGAAAAACCAUUAGCAUACUGCUAACAUUUUGUUUACUGGGCAGUUUUUGCAAAGUACCAAGUUUUGUCGGCAGAAUAUUAGCAGAAAUAUAACAGAAUGCGAAUCUGUCGCAGAAGAUCUGCUGGCAAGCUGCUGUAAACGCCCAAGUACAAUCGAAGGUAUACGUAUAUAUACAUUUUGUAAUUAUAUAUUGGACUCUGUCGCUUCUCCAAAUCACAUUCCGCGAGUGUAACUUAGGAGCGUGUCUACGUAAUACUCUUUUUAUCGUCCAAAUGUUAAUGACAUCAUUGUACUCCUUAGUUACUAGUCCUUUCAGCAAGGAACCUUAUUUUCGAACUCCUUUUGCAAGUGCGAACGUUUUUUCUUAAAUGUUGCCCUUCCAUCGAAGUGGUCUAUCGAUUUCGUGUACCUUGACGUCUCUCGAGGGACAAGAUUCUGACCAAGAUUCUCCAGGGGAGAGGGAAGUCCCGACGUAGAUGUCGAUAUCGGAAUUUGACGGCAUACGAUAUCGUAAAUCCGGACACGCUUGAUUCUAGUCACAAAGGCGCUUCGCGCGCUAGAUCCUGAGGCCGAUUAUAUUUUUUCUCUUUUCUUUUUCUUCGAUCGCCCACACGAUUCUCGAUCGCGGCUUCACACAGAGUGUAACGCCCCGCCACUGAUCAAUCCGUUUUCGCUUGGCUGACUGUUGUAGUAUAUCUGAUAGUUUUAUUUUAUUAACGACACACCACUGUAUGACGUAUCGAGAAAUAAAUGCAUAAAUAUAUAAGUUGAACUUUAGGCUCUCUAUCGACUAUGCCGAAGAGCAAAGUGGUGUCGGGAAGAUAGGGUGAAAAGAAAGGAGGAAAAGAAAAAGGGAAAAAGAAGAAAACGCGUAUAUUACAAGAGAAAUUUACAUCACAUUUAAGUCGUUGGAGAGAUUAAUAAUCAUUGUUAUUAAUAGUAGACGAAAUAUAAGAGAA
This is a messenger RNA of Temnothorax curvispinosus, 9805 nucleotides long. Its product is annotated as kinesin-like protein unc-104. Gene Ontology annotation, biological process: microtubule-based movement. Lineage: Eukaryota; Metazoa; Arthropoda; Insecta; Hymenoptera; Formicidae. Gene Ontology annotation, molecular function: ATP binding; microtubule binding; microtubule motor activity. The transcript is spliced from 29 exons. The coding region runs from base 480 to 5837 and encodes 1785 amino acids. The record is from RefSeq and is a predicted model, not a curated record.